AUGGAGAACUGGAAGAGGAAAUCUAAGACUCAGCCAAAAAGGAAUCUAAGGUUUGUGGAAAGGAAAAUAUGGUAUGGCAAACUUGAAAAGAUCGCUUUAUGGAUUGAAGCAAUUCUCCGAGGCAGUGGACAAAGCGAGUUUGAUAAGUUUAUGCAAAGGCAGAAGAUAAGAAUAGUGGUCAAACGCAUAGUCCCGGAAUACUGUGAUUCUGAUUAUGCCCGCUUGGCAUUGGGCCAAAGCACAUUUGAAAACAGUACAACUUCUGUGAGAGAAAAGACAGGAAUGCUUUGCAUUGGUGGGAUUUCGCCAAAAGGCUGGCUUAAAUUGGAGAACCGCUUCACAGAUAAGAAAAACUUUUCAAAAGACAACAUUGAGAAGUUUCUUAACAGAAAACAACUUUAUCAACUUCUAUCUGCAACAUUGAUGGAUAAAGACAUACAAAUAUAUGAUGCUUAUAGAGGAACUGACGAAAUAAGCAAUAGGUUGUCUCGUAAAAAGAUUUUAGCCAUUCUUGAUGAUGUUGAUCAGGUGGAGCAAUUAGAGUUUUUGAUUGGAAAAAAGGAUGAACAUUGGUUUGGUAUCGGAAGUAGGAUCAUCAUAACAACAAGAGAUGAACAUCUGUUGAAAAAACAUGGAGCAGAUGAAAUAUACAGAGUUGAGGAGUUAAGUCAGGAUGAUGCCUUUAAACUCUUUUGCUCAAAGGCCUUCAAGAAUAAUCACACAAGGAGGAAUAUGUGGAGCUUUGUAACGAUUUUGGAAUGGAACAGCACAUUAGACAGACUAAAAGAAAUUCCAAAUGAAAUUCUGAGCAAGCUUCAAUUGAGCUAUGAUGUGCUUUGUGAAGGAUCAAAAAAAAUAUUCCUUGAUAUUGCAUGUUUCUUCAAAGGAAUGGAGAAAGAAUAUGUGAUAAAAGUACUAGAAAGCUGUGGAUUCUUCCCAGAAAGCGGAAUAGGAGAACUCAUCGAUAAAUCUCUCAUAACUAUACGAUGUGGACAUUUGUGGAUGCAUGAUUUGGUUCAAGAGAUGGGAAGAGAAAUCGUUCGUAAAGAAUCUCGCGAAGACCCAAGCCUACGUAGUAGAAUAUGGCUUGACAAGGAUCUCUAUCACGUUCAAGUAAAGGACAUGAAAACAGAACAAGUUAAGGCUAUAGUCCUGCAUUCUUGGAAACAAGAAGAGGAACACUUAAGUGCUAAAGUUUUCUCCAGAAAAGGGACUAUCAAUGUGGCAUUUACAUGGCUGAAAAGUUUUCUGCUUUCGUUUCUAAAAAUCCGCCCGCUGCUCAGGAUACAAGAAAUCUGCACAAACAUGGAUCAGUUACACAGAAUAUGCCACAAGAAAGGAAUUUAUCCAUACAGAUCACUUUCAUUCCUUGACUUCUCUAUGUACUUACCUGGAAGUGAAAUUCCCGACUGGUUCAACUAUCAGAGUUCCAACAGUCCGUUGAAAAUAUACCUGUCUUCAACUGAAAAAUGGUGGAACAUUGCAGGUUUUGUUGUUUGUAUUGUGCUAGCUGUAGAUGAGGAAACUACUUGUAAAUUUGCAGUUUAUAGUAAAAACAAGGCUGUUUGGGAGACCGCCUAUCUUCUCAAUGGAAGAUCAGACCAUCUUUACCUCUUCUUUAUUGCCAAUCCCUUGAUUGAUCCUUAUGAAGAAAAAAGUCCCACCAAGGUGAAGCUAACUUUCGAUGAAAUAGAAAUCAAAAAGUGUGGGAUACGCAUUGUACAUGAGAAAGAAAUAGAAGAAUUAAAUUUUGAAGAAAUAUAUAGUCCAAGCCACGAAGAAAGUUUUGACAGUGGAGAGGAAGUAAGUACAGAGUUGGAAUUCUGGUCAGAGGGAGAGGCAGAUGAUAUGGAGUUGGGAAUCUGCUGCUCAGAUAAAGAGGAAGAUCAUGUGGAGUGGGAAAUCAGCUGCUCAGGGAGAGACGAAGAUGACAUGGAGUGGGAAAUUGGCUCGCCAUUGCGAGAGUUUGAUUAG
Jatropha curcas is the source of this 1974-nucleotide messenger RNA. The record is from RefSeq and is a predicted model, not a curated record. Lineage: Eukaryota; Viridiplantae; Streptophyta; Magnoliopsida; Malpighiales; Euphorbiaceae.